Messenger RNA from Colletotrichum siamense, 153 nucleotides. RefSeq lists its product as uncharacterized. The record is from RefSeq and is a predicted model, not a curated record. Lineage: Eukaryota; Fungi; Ascomycota; Sordariomycetes; Glomerellales; Glomerellaceae. The transcript has a single exon. The coding region runs from base 1 to 153 and encodes 50 amino acids.
AUGGCUUUGACAGCAAAGGAACUUGCAACGACCUGGGAGAAUGCUCUAUCGAUAUACCGCCGAACAUCACCAGCAACGUACCCAGUGGGGAUUGCAAAUAACCACUUUCGGAGAAGAAAUACAAGACUAGUUUCGGCAAGCCUUUCAGUCUGA